GGUUAGCAGAUAAAACUACUGCGUAUGUACGAUAAAUAGUUGUUUACUAAUAAUUCAACCUUCUAUCAGUGCCGGAAGCGGUCCAUAUGUGAUAUAUUACGCCUGUUAGCAGUCAUAUACAACUCUGGAUUUUCGCACUACUCACCUGCUGCGUCACCUUAAUUAUUGUUUUUUUUAAAGCUACUUCCUGGUGCAGUUGGUCGCAAGAGUGAGAAUUGUCUUGCCCCAGCAAGAAACUUUGAAUUCUAACCAUUCCUCUCAUGAAGUACGUUGAGACACAGUGUGAGGAUGUGGAUGCACCAGGCUGUUCACUGAUAACAAUUAAGGACAAGCCAGAAGAAAACAUUAAAGGAGCCCUACCUGGAAUUGCAGAUAACACCUUCAGAGACCUGAGAAGAGAUACCUAAAUAAUACAACAAAAGGCCAAGUGGAUUGAAAUAACUUUCUUUUUCUGGAAAAAUGACUGAUCAGCUCACAACGUGCACACUGAAUCCUGCCACGCAAGCACUUAUAGAGCUCAUCUUUGACAAAGACAUGUUUGAAGAUGCAAUGAGGCGCUUUGACAUUGAUCUCAACAAAAUGUCUUUCGAAAAGCUGAAUAGAAAAGAUAUUGAAAAGGGCUUUAAGAUUUUAGACAAGUUGAAAGAGGCACUGGAAAGGAAAGAUACACUUGAGGAACUAUCAAUCCUGUCAUCUGAGUUUUAUGAUGUCAUUCCCCGCAACUUUGGUACCAGAAAGAAGCCUGUCAUAAACAACACAGUGUUUUUUCAAAAAGAAUAUGAUACACUCGGGGAUCUGGAAGAUAUACAAAUAGCCCAAAGUAUAUUGAAUGAGAAGCCAGAACAGCAAGCCAGGCAGACCACAGAAGAGCAACUUCAUCCUUUGGAUAUGCAGUACAGAUGUCUUAAGUGCGCAAUAACAACGCUUGAUAAAAAGACAGAUGAGUACAAGAUCAUUGAGAGAUACUUUAAUGAGACCAAACCUACCAAUUCAUGGCAAAAUCUCGUGCUUCAAGAGAUUUGGAAAGUGGACCGUGAAGGAGAGGAAGAACGUUUCCUUGCUCAUGAUGGGAUCAUGGACCGCAAGCUGCUGUGGUAUGGUACUGAUAUGGCACUGGUGGCAGCCAUUUUAAAGAAUGGCUUUUGUAUCAAGACCCACAGUUCUGGCCGAGGGGGCAGAAGUAUUCAUUUUGUAUCAGAGAGUGACAAGUCUUCAGGAUAUGUGCGCCCAUUUGGCAACAAAGGUCUCAUGUUUCUUACUGAAGUAGCAAUAGGCAAGCAGUGGAAAAUUUACAAAGAAAGCAGGAACCUUAUGCAUCCACCUGAAGGAUAUGACAGUGUGCUGGCAUGUGGCAUUCAGGAACCAGACCCAGCAUUUGACACAGUAAUUACACUUGAUGGCAAACAAGUUGUGGUGCCACAGGCUAAGCCUCGACCCACAGGCAACCACAGUGUUUUUUACCAGAGCGAGUACCUUAUCUACAAAGAGAGUCAGACAAGAAUAAGAUAUUUGCUUCUCAUAGACUUCUAGACAUGCUGUUGUUUGCAUUUGAUCAUCAUACUUAAAUGAUCAGCCUGCAAACUUCUGCUCUGCAUUUGAGUUCACCUACACAUCAGUUAAACUUACCAAGAUGUUGUGAAAUGAUUAUUAUAAAAUUCCUCCAUUACUAGGAGUAUCUGUGUGCACAAACCUCUUGAAUUUUUACCACAUCUUUAUACUUUUACAUUAAGCACAAAUACAGAUGUGCUUAGAUUUAAUCCUUCUGUGAAUAUAGUUGCCAGAGCCCUCAGCCAGGAAGUGCACAUCAUGGUUGAGUCACUCCAAUAAAACAAAUUUUCUCAUG
Messenger RNA from Pomacea canaliculata, 1843 nucleotides. Its product is annotated as poly [ADP-ribose] polymerase 3-like. Gene Ontology annotation, molecular function: NAD+ poly-ADP-ribosyltransferase activity. Lineage: Eukaryota; Metazoa; Mollusca; Gastropoda; Architaenioglossa; Ampullariidae. The transcript has 10 exons. The record is from RefSeq and is a predicted model, not a curated record. Bases 460 to 1530 code for a protein of 356 amino acids. Gene Ontology annotation, cellular component: site of double-strand break.